CUCCUCCCUUUGUCCGCAUGCCCGCAUCCCAAAGCGCGUGUCCGACCAUUGUGCGUGCAAACAGAAGAACACUGCACUGCUGAAAAUCUAACGUCGACGAAGAAUCGAAUCAUGGCCUCCGGUGUGACCGUAACGGACGAUGUGAUCACCGUCUUCAACGAGAUGAAGGUGCGCAAGGCUGCGGCCACUGAGGAGGAGAAGAGGAUGAGGAAGAAGGCCGUGCUGUUCUGCCUCAGCGACGACAAGAAGAAGAUCGUCCUGGAGGAAGGCCGUGAGAUCCUGCAGGGGGACGAGGGCGACCCCUACCUGAAGUUCGUCAAGAUGCUGCCCCCUGACGACUGUCGCUACGCACUCUACGACGCCACUUAUGAGACCAAGGAGACGAAGAAGGAGGACCUGGUGUUUAUCUUCUGGGCUCCUGAGAGCGCCCCCCUGAAGAGCAAAAUGAUCUACGCCAGCUCCAAGGAUGCCAUCAAGAGGAACUUCACAGGGAUCAAACACGAAUGGCAGGUCAACGGUUUGGAAGACAUCAAAGACCGGAAAACCCUGGCUGAGAAACUGGGUGGCUCCUCCGUGAUCACCGUCGAGGGUGGCGCCUUCUAGAUCCACGAGUCUCAUUCAGCACGGGUCAGCUGGUUAACAAGAAAAACAACUACAAAAAAAACUACACUGAAGUUAGAAUUCAACGGGGUCUGGUUGUUCAUUCCAGGGCGGGUAGGGGUUAGGGGGGUAGGGGGUACCAGGGUGGGGACUGGGGGGGGGGACUGGGGGCUUAGUGGGGUUGGGGGGUCACCAGGGUGGGGAUAGGGGGGCGACUGGGAGGGGUAACUGUGUCUCCUUUGACUGCUGGCUGGCAUUCCAGUUCCACCGUUCAUGUAAUGAUGAGAACACUAAUGAGGAGGCUUGACGUGAUUGAACAGUGCAUUAUUAUGAAGGAUCACAAACCAUACUCACAUGCAUUCAUCUGUUCAGACGUUUAAGAUACAAAAACUGUGGUGUAAAAAAAAAUAUAUAUUGUGAUUUUACCAUUUUACCAUUUUUUUUAUCAUUCACCAGUGUUUUAUUCCCAAUUCAUGUUAAAGAAAACAAGGAAAACAAGUUUUUAAUUGAAAACUAUAAGGGACCGUGUGUAAAGCCUUGGGAUAUCAGACAGUGGGAUGUGGGGACCAUGGUAAAACUGUUAAAUAUCGUUCAACACUACUCCCAAGUAAUUCCAUUAUUUUUUUUUUUUUUUGCCAAACUUGUAGGCUUUAUGAAUUUUUCUUUUGUGUAACACUAAACUCUACAAUUUGUGAAGGAUUUUUUUUAUUAUAAUUAUUAUUAUUUUCUAUAGCUGUAUCCAUUCCAUUCUUGUAAACUUAACUGAAAAGAGACCAGUCAUUUGUAGACCAUGUCCAGACAGGCAGCCCUCUGUCAGGCUUGGACUCAAGGCAUUCCCUUCUAAAGAACCAAACUCAAGAACCUUCUGGAACAGGAAAAGAGGAACAGGUUAGUGCGACAGGUUUGGGUGCUGUGAGAAAGAAAGGGCGGGUGGAACUCUGUAGUGAGGAAGUGAAAGGUGAAUGGAAGAAUGAAAUGGACUGUGAAUGUCUUAUUUUCUCUUCUUGUGUGGAAUAAAAUGCACUUAAUGUUGUCCUCA
Messenger RNA from Clupea harengus (Atlantic herring), 1639 nucleotides. Its product is annotated as cofilin-2-like. Gene Ontology annotation, biological process: actin filament depolymerization. Lineage: Eukaryota; Metazoa; Chordata; Actinopteri; Clupeiformes; Clupeidae. Gene Ontology annotation, cellular component: actin cytoskeleton. Gene Ontology annotation, molecular function: actin binding. The record is from RefSeq and is a predicted model, not a curated record.